CCCGCAGUACCACGGCCGCGCUCUGCGGCAAAGAACUCCCGGCCCCUGGAAGGCGGCUCUCCCCGCGGCCUAACCAAGCGGCGUCCCCCUCACCUCGCCGAGCGACUACAUCGGCUCGAGCGGGUGCCGGAGCGAACAGGGGGGCGGCGGGGCGGGACUGGCCGCCGGCUGCAGCCCGCCAAUGGAGGCGCAGACCGCAGCGCUGCUCCGGCCACUGAGCCUCCGCUGGAACGCGAGUGGGCGGGAAGCGCCGAGGAGGCGGUGAACCCUCGUGCGUGGAGGAGCUGUGCUGACGCCGCCCCGAGCCAAUGGUGAGCCAGCGGGUACGGAGCGGUUCCGGGGCAGGUGUCGCCGGCAGCGGCUGUUGCCCGGGGGAUGAGCUCGGAGAAGGGGAACGUGUCGCGCACGCGGCCCCAGCGCUACCAGAACGCGCACGCCUUCAGGAACGAUAAGUACGACACCAGCGCCCGGCGCAAGAAAAUAAAUGCAAAACUUCACGAUGGAGUGUGUCAGCAUUGCAAAGGUAUCUUGGAGUGGCGAGUAAAAUUCAGCAAGUACAAACUACUAUCAAAACCUAAAAAAUGCGUGAAGUGCCUUCAGAAGACUGUAAAAGAUCCUUACCACAUUAUUUGUCGACCAUGUGCUGGUAAACUAGAAGUUUGUGCUAAAUGUGGAAAAGAAGAAGAAAUAGUAAUCCCGAUUGAUAAUGGACAAGAUAGAACCGAGAGUGUGACUACUAAAAAUGACAAAGAGAGCAGUGGAUUGGAGGAUGAGCUGGAUUUUGAUACAAACAACAAUAGUACAGACAAUGACAAAGAUUCUGAUGAGCUUGAAGAACAAUUCAAAAGUAUGAGUUUUGAAAGGCCAGAUCUAAAAGGUUGAGUUGGUGUGGGAGACUACAUACAAUCAAAAUGUUUACCUUAAACUACUCAGAAAACCUGAUUCUACAUGUGAGGUCGUUGCAUAUAAAUGUUGGCACUGAGUAUUAUGAUGCUUGUUGAAGGGUUUGUAUAAAUAACUAUGGUUUUGUAUCUAGAGCAGAAUUUCUCAUGAAGAGAUCAUAAAUUUAAUUUUUCUUGCAUACAUGUAACAACUUAGUGUUUCUCUGGAAUAAAGCCUCUUUGUGUAGUUGUUCUAAAUUGAGUAUUACUUGACUGUUAUAUUGCCUCUUGGAAAGCUACAUGAAAGUCUAGAAUACAUACAGAGUUUUGUCACAAAAAGGAAGAGCUAAACCAGCUCUAAUAGUUUGCUGAAGCAAGAACUUGUAAGUUUGCGUAAAUGUGUUUCCAAACAAGGUUAAAAAAAAACAAGUGGUCAUUACCUUUAUGCCUGUUUCUUUUCUGUGCCAAAAAACAAGAGAGCCUAAAUGCCUUCACCAGAACAAUUCAUGAGAUGUUAAUGCUUAUUUGCCAUAUAUGAAUAUAUGUUACAAAAUUGUAGAACAUAAAAGAUUUUUUAGAGUUUCAUGUAACAGGUCUCACACUUCCUUUUUCUUUGACUGCAGAUCUAAUGUAGUUUACUCUGAUACAAGAAGACUUGCGUGUUGAUGCUUAUGUAGUUACUCUCUUCCUGAUUUUCAGUUCUUUCUAGGGGUACUUCAAUGUAGAUUGAACUAUAGGAAGAUUUUAACUGAAUUUGCAGUAUACCUUUUAUGGGAUUCAGGAUGGUUUGAUUUCAUCUGUAUUGUCUGCUACCUCUACAAAUAAAGCUGAAGAAGUACUUCCUAGUAAUUAAAUGGUUUAACCUAUGACACAUUUGCCUCGUUUUUCUGCCUGAUUUUCAGUAGUCGGCGUAGAAAAAUUUCAUUCUCAAACUACCAUCUUCAAAUUGAAUUGUGAAGGACCUCUGCUCUGUGAUAAUUGUUCCCCUCCCCCUCAAUGGGGGAGAUAUGGGAACUUUGUGCUUGGGCUAGAGAUAGCCACCCUGUGGCUGCUGCAAUUGACAUUAACUUUAGAAAAAAUCUAGUUACCAGUAUGUGAAGUACUAAGACAUGCAACAGUCAACAGUCUAGAAACUCAAAAGGACAAUGAUUUAGUAUUUUAAUUAUUUUAAUUUUUUAGUAUUGACAAAUACAGGUAUCAGCAAAAUACAAAAGAAUUCUAAAGUCAUGGACUAGUUUUUUUAACUGUGUAGGUGCUUGUCACUAUACAUAAAACUGUAAAAAUUAUCAAAACACUUUCACCUUUUCUAAACUAUUUGUAUCUUAAUAUGUAAUACACACUAGUAAUCAGCUUGUUUUUUCUUUUUUUUCUGUUGUUCCUUUUUUGUGUUGCCCUUGUGCUUUUGAAAAACAUGAUUCCCUAAGACCCUUGAUUUUUCUGUCCCAUGUAGAUCUUCUGCAUAGGUAGGUUUUUGCUGAGUGUUUUGUGAUGCCCACUAGCAGUAAACUAUUGAAAAAUAUUCUACUUGUCUUCUCUGUUCACGUGAUGCAAUGUGACUUUUGUGACUUUUCACUGAGACAAAGUCUAAAGUUUACUAAGUGUUGGGGUGAUGCUCUGUGUCCUUUUGUUGUUGCUUAUUACGUAGUUGUUUGCGGUCAUAAAGGACUAGGCCUGAUGACCCAGACGACCCAUUGCCUUUCCCCACUCAUUC
This is a messenger RNA of Colius striatus (speckled mousebird), 2592 nucleotides long. RefSeq names its product chromosome Z C9orf85 homolog (gene CZH9orf85). The record is from RefSeq and is a predicted model, not a curated record. The transcript is spliced from 4 exons. Bases 376 to 882 code for a protein of 168 amino acids. NCBI's taxonomy places the organism in Eukaryota, Metazoa, Chordata, Aves, Coliiformes, Coliidae.